Messenger RNA from Manihot esculenta (cassava), 2082 nucleotides. Its product is annotated as beta-hexosaminidase 2. Gene Ontology annotation, biological process: carbohydrate metabolic process; glycosaminoglycan metabolic process. The record is from RefSeq and is a predicted model, not a curated record. The transcript is spliced from 2 exons. Gene Ontology annotation, molecular function: beta-N-acetylhexosaminidase activity. Bases 16 to 1881 code for a protein of 621 amino acids. NCBI's taxonomy places the organism in Eukaryota, Viridiplantae, Streptophyta, Magnoliopsida, Malpighiales, Euphorbiaceae. Gene Ontology annotation, cellular component: membrane.
CAUAGGACUUCGUACAUGAUAAUAGUGGAUGACGUGAGACAGACGGACAGACGUAGAAAGCCGGCCAUGCUUUUGCUUCCGAAAUGCCUAUAUGAAGCCCAUUACAAGUCGAUCACUAUUCACUAUAAGCGUCACACGGAAAGGAUGAGGUUAAUCAUCUUCUCCUUAAGCUACACGUUUUUGAUAUGGGGCAUCUUUUCCUCCCUGACGCCGACGUAUGCGUCUGCAGAGAUCAACGUCUGGCCAAAGCCUACCUCUCUCUCAUGGCCGCAUCCACAGGCCGCUCUUCUCUCCCCUGGUUUCUACAUCUCCUCCCCCAACCACCCUUACCUUUCCCCCGCUGUUAAUCGCUACCUCCUUCAAAUUCUAACCGAGCACUACCAACCUGUUGUCGAGCCCUCUGUUAAUCUCUCUGCCUCAGCUCCUCCCUUACAGACUCUUGCCAUCAUCGUUGCUGAUCUUUCCGCCCCACUCCAUCAUGGUGUCAAUGAAUCUUACAGCCUUUUCAUCCCUAGUGAUGGGGACACUGCUAAUCUGACGGCUGAGACGGUAUGGGGAGCCAUGAGGGGUCUGGAGACGUUCUCCCAGCUGGUGUGGGGCAACCCUUCUCGCGUGCCGGUGGGGCUCUACUUGUGGGACUCGCCGCUCUUUCCUCACAGAGGGAUUAUGUUGGAUACCUCCAGGAAUUAUUAUCCGGUGAAGGACUUGUUGAGAACUAUUGGGGCCAUGAGUGCCAAUAAACUCAAUGUGUUCCACUGGCACAUUACAGAUUCUCAUUCCUUUCCUUUGGUGCUGCCAUCUAUGCCUGAACUUGCAGCCAAGGGCUCUUAUGGGCCAACCAUGCAGUACUCUCCGGCGGAUGUUGCAGCCAUUGUUCGGUUUGGUUUGGAACACGGGGUUAGAGUUCUACCAGAAAUCGACUCUCCAGGACACACAGGAUCGUGGGCUGAAGCAUACCCAGAUAUUGUGACAUGCGCAAAUAUGUUCUGGUGGCCGGCCGGAAGUGAAUGGGCUGACCGGCUUGCAUCAGAACCAGGAACUGGCCAUCUAAACCCACUGAACCCCAAGACAUAUGAAGUCGUAAAAAAUGUAAUUUCCGACAUAGUUACCUUAUUCCCUGAACCAUUUUACCAUGCUGGAGCUGAUGAGAUCAUCCCAGGUUGUUGGAAAGCUGACCCAGCAAUUCAAUCUUUCUUAUCUGAUAAUGGAACCCUUAGUCAACUCCUAGAGAUCUUUGUCAAUUCGACCUUCCCUUACAUUGUAUCACUCAAUCGCACUGUGGUGUACUGGGAGGAUAUUUUAUUGGACGACAAUGUCAAAGUGGACGCCUCAUUUCUUCCACCUGAGCAGACAAUCCUUCAAACAUGGAACAAUGGUCCAAACAACACAAAACUCAUCGUUUCUGCUGGUUACAGGGCUAUUGUGUCAUCUUCAGAAUUCUAUUAUUUGGAUUGUGGGCAUGGCGACUUUAUUGGGAACGACAGUCAAUAUAAUCAGCCACCCACGAGUGGCGAUUCUGGGAACGGAUCAUGGUGUGGACCAUUCAAAACAUGGCAAGCAAUAUAUAAUUAUGACAUAACAUAUGGGCUGAGCCAAGAAGAAACCAAAUUGGUCCUUGGGGGAGAGGUGGCAUUAUGGUCAGAGCAAGCAGAUCCAACAGUCCUUGAUGCGAGGAUUUGGCCUAGAGCUUCAGCAAUGGCGGAGACGUUGUGGUCAGGGAACAGAGAUGAGUCAGGCAUGAAGAGAUAUGCUGAGGCAAUGGAUCGUUUAAACGAGUGGAGAUAUAGAAUGGUUAGCAGAGGAAUUCGAGCUGAACCUCUUCAGCCACUUUGGUGCAUUAAGAACCCAGGCAUGUGUAAUACUGUUAAUCCAUUUGUUUAGUUGGAAAAGUUUUGUCUGUAAAAUUCAUGGGGAAAUUAAGAACCUUUCCAGACAAUGACCUUGUUACCCUGUAACAUAUGCCCAAAAGAGAAAGGAUACAGAGAAAUCUUAACCCAUGUCGUGAUUUCUUUAACAUUCUUACAGUUGUAUGUUCAAAAUUUCAUGUAUUUAAUAAUAUAUUUUUAUUUUUAUUUUAUUUUA